AUGUAUACACGGUUGAUCCUAGAGGAAAAUCAAAUGUUGUUGUUUGUGACCGGUGUGUGUUCGAAAGUUGUUGCUGAUAAGGUCAGAAGCAUGCCUUUAGUCGAGGAGACAUCGAAAAGCAGCUCUAUGAUCUUCAUAAUUUCGUGGUAUCGAAGAAAAAAAAAGAAGGCUAUGCCAAAAUCUAAAGCUGUUAGGUCGGUUUCCGAGAAUUCUCAUAUCGCUUUUCAUACACGUUCAAACGUUUCGAAGAAUAAUGAAUGUGUUGUCAUUGAUAUCGUGAAGCCUGCUAAAAACAUAACUGCUAAACCAAAGCGUAAGGCUUGCAGAUCCAUCACAUCCAUGGCUGAUGUUGUUAGCCGUAAACGUUCUACAGUCAAAAGGUUGAAAACCAAUGCAUUCUUUGAGUUCACCAAAACGGCUGAAAGCAGACUGCGUUUACCGGGUGAAGUUGCGAGUGAUUAAUCUCUUUCUGUUGACAACCUGCGUGAUGUUACGAUCCAGAACUUGAGAAGUGAGCUAACUAAUAUGAGCACAAGAGCCGAGAAGUCUGGAGAUGGUUACAUGUAUGGUUUUACCAAGUGGUCAGCUUUCUUGAAGUCAAAUCACAUCCAGUUCGGUGCCACUCUUUUCUUUAAGUACGUCAAGUCUUCGCAGCUUUUGAUGUUGACCAAAGUUGUACACAAGACGACAAAGAAAAGAGGUCGUGCGUGACUGUUGGAUAUUGUGGUUUUUGUUAGUUGGUUUAGCCUGAACAGUUAAUGUGGUAGUUUGGUUUGGGUUUUUGAUCCUUGGUGGGUAUUACUGAGGGAUGGUUAGACAAUUAUUUUGGUAGUUUAUAAUUGAUGUUGAUAUGCU
Molecule: messenger RNA, 855 nt
Organism: Helianthus annuus (common sunflower)
Lineage: Eukaryota; Viridiplantae; Streptophyta; Magnoliopsida; Asterales; Asteraceae
Exons: 6
Coding region: 1-462 (153 amino acids)
Source: RefSeq, a predicted model, not a curated record